GGCAUUUUCAUCAUUUUAUUAAAUUAAUUUAAAAUAGAGACGACGAUAAAAUAAAAAGGGUGGCGAAAAAUAAGAAUCCGGAUAAAAAAACAUUGUAACUAGAAUUUAAAAAUCUUUAAUUGACGCCUGACGGUUUUUCUCUGACGAAAAGAUUCUAUAUUUCCUGUGCAAAUAAAAACUUUUCCUCGUCUCUUACAAUUUACAAACAACCAACUUCAAGCAAAAAAACCACCCAUUUCCGUCUACUCAAAUUACAAAUUACAAGUGAUUGUUCAUCCCUGCUAUUUGGUUGAAAAUGCCUGAAAACAUUACAGCUGAGAAUCUUAUGAACAACAUAUUGGAAACAAUAUCUGAAGGCAUUCAUAAACAGAAUUCUGGUUCCUUUUUUGAAGAGGAAGUAUCCAGACCUGUGUCUUCUCAGUUUAAUCGUCUUUUUGGACGUCGGGAUCCUCUGCAUAAAGUUUUGGGAGGUGGAAAGUCUGCUGAUGUCUUGCUCUGGAGGAACAAGAAAAUUUCCGGCAGUGUUUUGGCUGGUGCUACUGCUACCUGGGUGAUUUUUGAAUGGCUGAACUACAAUUUUCUGUCCCUUGUCUGCUUUUCUUUGGCUGCGUGUAUGCUUGUCGAGUUUCUUUGGUCAAAUGCCUCUGGUUUCAUUAACAGGUCACAAGCUGAAGUUCCACAGGUCCAAUUGCCGGAGGAGUGGUUUGGUAAUGUUGGCUUGGCAAUUGGUAGAGAAAUCAACCACACAUUAAGAUUUCUUCAAAAUAUUGCUCGUGGUGGAAGCUUGAAGCCAUUUAUUCUGGUUGUAUCAGCCUUGGUGGCUGCUGCUAUCAUUGGGAGCUGGUGCAACUUCCUUACUGUUAUCUAUCUUGGUUUUUUUGCCGCACACACACUACCAGUUCUGUAUGAAAAAUAUGAAGAUGAAGUUGAUGGGUUUAUAGACAAGGUCCUGAACCGCGUGACACACCACUAUAAGAAGGUUGAUGCUAGUUUCCUCAGUAAAAUGCCCACCAGAACGUACUGGACAAAGAAACACGAGUAAAAGAAUAAGGAUGAAGAUCUCGUAUUUAAGCGGUGGACUGAGCGUUAGUGACUACGUAAUUAUCGAUUGUUAGGAACUUGUGUAGUCAUUAACUUCUGUACAUGGAAAUGCAUGCUAGAUAAACACUAGCUCUUGGCCCAUCUCUUUCAAGAAAAUAGAGUGGCAUAUAUUUUUAGUCUUGUUAGUUGUUUGCUGAUAAAAUUUAAUAUAAAAGCAUAUUUUCCUAACAUAUUAAGUCUCUUUGAUUCAAUGAUUUUUUGUGGACCUUGUCUACCAUC
This is a messenger RNA of Amaranthus tricolor (Joseph's coat), 1320 nucleotides long. Its product is annotated as reticulon-like protein B8. Bases 296 to 1042 code for a protein of 248 amino acids. Lineage: Eukaryota; Viridiplantae; Streptophyta; Magnoliopsida; Caryophyllales; Amaranthaceae. The record is from RefSeq and is a predicted model, not a curated record. The transcript has 6 exons.